Molecule: messenger RNA, 2264 nt
Organism: Porites evermanni
Lineage: Eukaryota; Metazoa; Cnidaria; Anthozoa; Scleractinia; Poritidae
Source: the annotation of a GenBank genome assembly
CCCCUCCCUAGAAAAACUAGGAUCUCCCAGCUGUCUUUAGUAGAUUCCAAUAUGGCCGCUCGCUCAGUACAGUCUCGUCAGGUAAGUGUGUAUGACAACAAAAUAAAGGCUUAGAUUAUACUUUGUUAGAUAAAUUCAGCAACCUUUUCCAUUAGCAGCCAUCCAAGAGGCCAACAGACACCUUUUUGUGAAAUUGUGUCAGAAAUUCUAUUCAAAAGCAAACUUGGAAUUAGACCGAUGGUCUGUAUCAUCAUUAGCGUAAUUUUCGAAAACUAGUUUUGACUGAUUGAUUGAUCGAAUUUGCGCUUAAUUUCUAGGCUGCGGUCAUUUUAGAUGGGAUCCACACAGAAGUUAUAUGUUGCUGUUAUCAAGACAGAAUUUUUGUGAUUGUUUCUCAAUUUGAGAAGAUUGGCACUUUGGUAAGACAUAAACAAGCACUGCUUGAUCAACAUUGCCCCUUAAGGUGGUGUGUGUGUGGGGAAGGGGGAAUUCACAUAUGAAAGAGAUGUGGGUGCUUGUCAAAAAAUUAGAAUUAAACCAGCUAGAGGAUGACCAAUCUGGGUGCAGUUCAGGCUUUACUUGACCAGUAAAGGACAGGGGCGGAUCCAGGAUUUUUUUUAGGAGGGGGUGCACUCGUCUCUUAUUCUACUUCAACACCAAUAAACCACGUAGUUUUUUUAUUUUUUUUUUUGCAGAAUACCAGUUGUAUUAGAAAACCGCAGGUCAUCUAAGGGGGCGGGGGGGGGGGGGGGGGGGGGGGGGGGGGGGGGGGUGUGCACCCUCUGCACCCUCCCCCUAGAUCUGCCCCUGAAGGAGGCCUAUCCAGAGAAUAGCUAACAUUUGAUGAACAUGCUACCAGGGUUUCCCUGUAAAAUGACAUGUUAUUGCCCAGAUCUGGUAGAGCUUCUGAUUGGUUGAAAAUUUGCUUCAUUCAAUCUGAUGCAGAUCUGAGUGGUAACACAUCAUCAGUAUGGAAUUUUUGUGCUACUUCCUCAGUUAUCAUUUCGCAGUGAAACCAGUAGCCUGCGAAAACAGCCGUUUCUCCUCGCUCUUCACUGCUGGGGCGUUUUGUGCAGAGGAACAUCUGUGUCUCAGCAACAGAAAUUCUAUAGAAAAAAAUUCUAUAUAAAACCUGCCUAGAAUCCGGUCAGACGCGCUGAUAGGGAGACGGUGUAGUUACACUGUUUUAGUUACUGUUUAUGAAUGACAGACAAAAGACAAAAGGCCACAAAGGUCAAAUGUAAGCAAUGGAUCUCUAACAAAACAGUCAGUAUUUGUGGAAUAUAGUCUUGUCUAGAAGAAGCCUUUGAGUUUUGCCGGAGCUCAUUAGCACAUGAACACAACACUUUACCAAAAUCAACCAGGAGAAACGUAAAAUUGAACAAAUUUGCAUUUGGAACCCCAUGACUACCGGAUUUAUAAUGUUAACAUUGAUUUACAUCAUCAGUAUGGAAUUUCUGCCACUGAGUCACAGACGUUCCUCUGCAUGAAAUGUCCCCAUUGGCGAAGAGCGAGGAGAAGGGACUGUUUUCGCAGGCUAUGAAACCAGUGGUGGUGUCAUAAAAUGUGGACUAAAGGAGACUAAAUUCCUACACAGCAUCAUGCCAUUUGUUUUUUUGUAUAGAUACUUCCUUUAUGCACAACCCUAUAGGGAUACCUUUAUGAGUAAAAAUAUGGGCUUGCUGUUCACAGAUAAGUGUAAAUAAACUGUCCAGCACCAAAGAUGCUUCAGCCACAGGGACGCAAACAUUCAGCACUAAAACACUUAUAGGGAUUGAUGAGGUAUGUAUUAUAUUUCCCUUUUUGAAAAAUAUAGGUUAUCAGUAAAAAGCUGUAAUAAUAAUAUUGAGGUUGUGUUGUAGACAAUGCUCCACUGGAUGUGAUUGGUUGUAAUGGGUUUAGUCCUGGGUUGGGAGCACACUGCUGGGACUAUAGAAUCCUUCAGACCAUUUUCAGCUGGAUUUUGGAGCCCUCAUCCUUAUGCAGUGGAAGAGAGUGAGAACCUUCUUCCUGUCUGUCACUCCAGGGUCAAGCAUGAGAGGACCCUGGGAAUGAGUUUGAACACAACUUAGGGUUGUGACUUUGUCUCAGUGCUGGUAUGAUUUAUCUUUCAGGAAAUCUGGCAUGUUUAUGCCAAGCAGAUAGCAAAGCUGAUCAGUGAGAGCUCUAGUAAGCCAGUUCUUCUGGGUAUUGCCCUCAAGAAACAUUCACCACAGAUUUUACAGCAGAUCCUACAUCUUCUGCAAGCAAACAGAGUUUGGUGA